GCUCGGUCUCUGCAAUGAGGAAGUUCUCUGCAGCUCGUUUCCUUUCCCUCGCAAAGCGCCUGAAACAGGAAGUUGUCGGUCAGUGAGCUGGUGGCAGCAGCCGGGGCCACAGAGAGGGGACAGACCGGGGCUGCAGCGCGGGGACCUCAGCUCCCUUUGGUGGCGUGUCGGUCGUGCGGGUGGCCGCCGGCCCGGCCGAGGAGGCCCCCGCCCGCCAUGGUCCCCUGCUGGAACCAUGGCAACAUCACCCGCUCCAAGGCCGAGGAGCUGCUCUCCAGGACCGGCAAGGACGGCAGCUUCCUCGUGCGCGCCAGCGAGUCCAUCUCCCGGGCCUACGCGCUCUGCGUGCUGUAUCGGAACUGCGUGUACACUUACAGGAUUCUGCCCGAAGACGACAAGUUCACUGUUCAGGCAUCUGAAGGCGUCCCUAUGAAGUUCUUUGCCAAGCUGGACCAGCUCAUCGAGUUCUACAAGAAGGAGAACAUGGGUCUGGUCACUCACCUGCAGUAUCCCGUGCCGCUGGAGGAGGAGGAUGCUGGCGAUGAGCCUGAGGAGGAGACAGAAGGUGUCCCGUCUCCGCCUGAGCUGCCACCAAGAAACAUCCCUUUAUCUGCCGGGCCAUGUGAAGCCAAGGAGGUCCUUCUCUUGAGUGAGAAUCUGAGGGCCACCGAGGUCAGCCGGCCAAGCCUCUCCGAGACCUUGUUCCAGCGACUGCAGACCAUGGACACCAGCGGGCUUCCAGAAGAGCAUCUAAAAGCCAUACAGGAUUAUCUGAGCACUCAGCUGGCCCUGGACGCUGAUUUCGUGAAGACGGGCUCCAGCAGUCUCCCUCACCUGAAGAAACUGACCGUGUUCCUGUGCAAGGAACUCUACGGAGAAGUCAUCCGGACCCUUCCCUCCCUGGAGUCUCUGCAGAGGUUGUUUGACCAGCAGCUCUCCCCUGGCCUCCGUCCUCGGCCUCAGGUGCCCGGUGAGGCCAAUGCCAUCAACAUGGUAACCAAGCUCAGCCAACUGACAAGUCUACUGUCCUCUAUCGAAGAUAAGGUCAAGGCCUUGUUGCACGAGGGACCCGAGUCUCCCCACCGGCGUUCUCUCAUCCCUCCGGUCACCUUCGAGGUGAAGUCAGAGUCUCUGGGGAUUCCUCAGAAACUGCAGCUCAAAGUCGACGUUGAGACUGGAAAACUGAUCAUUAAGAAGUCCAAGGAUGGUUCUGAGGACAAGUUCUACAGCCAUAAGAAAAUCCUGCAGCUCAUCAAGUCUCAGAAGUUUCUGAACAAGUUGGUGAUUUUGGUGGAAACAGAGAAGGAGAAGACCCUGCGGAAGGAAUAUGUUUUUGCUGACUCCAAAAAGCGGGAGGGCUUCUGCCAGCUCCUGCAGCAGAUGAAGAACAAGCACUCGGAGCAGCCGGAGCCCGACAUGAUCACCAUCUUCAUCGGCACCUGGAACAUGGGUAACGCCCCCCCUCCCAAGAAGAUCACGUCCUGGUUUCUCUCCAAGGGGCAGGGAAAGACACGGGAUGAUUCUGCCGAUUACAUCCCCCACGACAUCUAUGUGAUCGGCACCCAGGAGGACCCCCUGGGGGAGAAGGAAUGGCUGGAGAUACUCAAAAAUUCCCUGCAAGAAAUCACCAGCAUGACUUUCAAAACGAUCGCCAUCCACACCCUCUGGAACAUCCGCAUCGUGGUGCUGGCCAAGCCGGAGCACGAGAACCGGAUCAGCCACAUCUGCACUGACAACGUGAAGACGGGCAUCGCCAACACGCUGGGGAACAAGGGCGCUGUGGGCGUGUCGUUCGUGUUCAAUGGAACCUCUUUGGGGUUUGUCAACAGCCACUUAACUUCCGGAAGCGAGAAGAAACUCAGGCGAAACCAGAACUACACGAACAUUCUCCGGUUUUUGGCUCUGGGAGACAAGAAACUGAGUCCCUUUAACAUCACUCACCGCUUUACCCACCUCUUCUGGCUCGGGGAUCUCAACUACCGUGUGGAGCUGCCCACCUCAGAGGCAGAGACCAUCAUCCAGAAGAUCAAGCAACAGCAGUACACAGAGCUCCUGGCCCACGACCAGCUGCUCAUGGAGAGGAAGGAGCAGAAGGUUUUCCUGCACUUCGAGGAGGAAGAAAUCACGUUCGCUCCCACCUACCGCUUUGAAAGACUGACUCGGGAGAAAUACGCCUACACUAAGCAGAAAGCCACGGGGAUGAAGUACAACCUGCCCUCCUGGUGUGACCGAGUCCUCUGGAAGUCCUACCCGCUGGUGCACGUGGUGUGUCAGUCCUACGGCAGCACCAGUGACAUCAUGACCAGUGACCACAGCCCUGUUUUUGCCACAUUUGAGGCAGGAGUCACCUCCCAGUUUGUCUCCAAAAAUGGCCCCGGGACUGUCGACAGCCAAGGGCAGAUCGAGUUCCUCCGGUGCUACGCCACCCUGAAGACCAAGUCCCAGACCAAAUUCUACCUGGAAUUCCACUCGAGCUGCUUGGAGAGUUUCGUCAAGAGUCAGGAAGGAGAAAAUGAAGAAGGAAGUGAAGGGGAGUUGGUGGUGAAGUUUGGUGAGACCCUUCCAAAGCUGAAGCCCAUUAUCUCCGACCCCGAGUACCUGCUGGACCAACACAUCCUGAUCAGCAUUAAGUCCUCCGACAGCGACGAGUCCUACGGCGAGGGCUGCAUUGCUCUGCGGUUAGAGGCCACGGAGACUCAGCUUCCCAUCUACACACCGCUCACCCACCACGGAGAGAUGAUGGGUCACUUCCGGGGCGAGAUCAAGCUGCAAACCUCCCAGGGCAAGAAGCGGGAGAAGCUGUACGACUUCGUGAAGACUGAGCGGGACGAGUCCAGCGGGACCAAGUCCCUGAAGAGCUUCACCAGCCACGACCCCAUGAGGCAGUGGGAGCCUACCACCAGGGUCCCUCUCUGCAGUGGCUCGAGCAUCACUGAAAUCAUCAACCCCAACUACAUGGGGGUGGGGUCCCUCGGGCACAUGAAACAGGCCCUGUCCCCCGACCAUCAGCCCACAGCCUGGAGCUAUGACCAGCCACUCAAGGACUCCUCCCUGGGACCCGGAAGGGGAGAAGGCCCUCCAACACCACCCUCCCAGCCACCCAUAUCACCCAAGAAGUUUGCAUCCUCCACAGUGACCCGGGGCCCCUGCCUCAGGACACAGGAGUCAAGGCCUGGCGACGUGGGGAAGAGUGGGGUGGAGCCUUUGCCCUCCGAGGACCCCAAGCUGGCCAAGCCCGAGAUGUUUGAGAACCCACUGUAUGGCUCCGUGAGUUCUUUCUCGAAGCUGGUUCCCAGGAAAGAGCAGGAAUCUCCCAAAAUGCUGAAGAAGGAGCUCCCGCCCUGCCCGGACCCACCAUCCUUGUCACCCAGCAUCCUGCUCUCCAAAGCCCAGGAGCCCGAGGGAAGCAAGGGGACUGGCAAGCCAGUGCCUACGCCCCCACCCACGCCCUUCCUCAGCCCCACGCCCCGGCCUCGCUCCUUCACUUGCUCAUCCCCUGCUGAGGGCCGGCCGGCCGCUGGGGACAAGAGCCAGGGGAAGCCCAAGGCCCCUGCCGGCACCCAAGCCCCAGUGCCCGCCAAGAGGCCCAUCAAGCCUUCCAGGUCGGAGCUGAGCCAGCAGGCCCCGCCCACCCCGGCACAGCGGCCUCCCCUCCCGCACAAGAGCCCGGCCGUCCUGCACCUGCAGCACUCCAAGGGCCGCGACUACCGGGAGAACGCCGAGCUGCCCCACCAUGCCAAGCACCGGCCCGAGGACACGCCGCUCAGCAGGGCUGCCAUGCAGUGAAGCCCCCGGUGAGCUGCCCAUAAGACAGGAGCCCAGAGGAGCUGCACCAAGCCACCUGGACCCUCUCCUGGGACUUCCUGUCGGCCCCUCCUACUCAGCUUCCCGUGCAGGGCUUCGUACUUGUCAGGAGGCGGCGUCUGCGUCGCCAGCAGAGUGUGCUGGCUUCGAAACUUGGCCCCAAGCGCUGAGGUUGGAAGGAAAAGCACACCUGACAGGCAACGAACAGCUCACGCACCUGGGCCCCAGCUUGAUCCUGGUACUUGGGACCCCAGAGCCUUGUUCCGGUCACCAUCUCGAAGAAAGGAACGAAAGCGCUGACUUCCAGGUGGAAAUAGAAAUAAUAAUAAUAUUAAUAAUAAUAAUGGCUGCGUGUACCACGUGCCAGGUACCUGCUAAGUGCUUUACGAACAUUACGAGUUGAGACUUCUUCAGCCGACCGCAACCACAUCCCCAGACCCCCCGGUUCCAAACAGGACGUCCCGAGAGGUUUGGAAAAAGCAUUAAAAAGUAAGGCCACUGCCCUCCUGGAGGAAGAGGCUCGCCUGUAGGAAGCUGAAGAAUGAGUGUUAAUUUAGGGCACAAGGAACCUGGCCUUGUAGCUUUAGUGACAAACUGCUUUAGCGAAAGCCCCAGGGGUUCGGGCAGAGCUGGUGCUAAGAGCAGGGUGUCUGGGUCCUCUCGGUUUCUGUUUUGAAGGACAGUCAGCCCUUUCUCGCCAGUGGGGGCGUCCAGCUUCAGCCCGGGCUGCAGAUGCCCAGGCCCUCCCUGACGUGGGCAGCCCCCAGCAGCCCCCAGCAUUUCUGCCAUCAUGCUCCUAGCAGAGUCUUUCCUGGGGCUGCUGAAGCAGCUGCCGCCUGGCUGCCUGGAGGGUGGGCCGCGCCGUGCCCAGCUCUCGGGAUCGUGCAGCCUUUUCUUUGAAACUGCCGUGGCUUUUGGCACUCCGUCCUUGGUCACUAGACUAGAUUGUGAUGUCUUUCCUCGUGUUGCUUUUUCACUUAACGGAAUUGAUGUAGGCAACCAAAUCCAGAAGUGUACGUGUGCCGGAGGCUGGAUCCGCACCCACAGCCCCUUGUGUGCAGUCUGUGCGACCAAUAAAUCGUG
This is a messenger RNA of Molossus molossus (Pallas's mastiff bat), 4887 nucleotides long. It is a transcript of the gene INPP5D, whose product is annotated as inositol polyphosphate-5-phosphatase D. Lineage: Eukaryota; Metazoa; Chordata; Mammalia; Chiroptera; Molossidae. The coding region runs from base 217 to 3786 and encodes 1189 amino acids. Gene Ontology annotation, molecular function: phosphatase activity. Gene Ontology annotation, biological process: phosphatidylinositol dephosphorylation. The transcript has 27 exons. The record is from RefSeq and is a predicted model, not a curated record.